Molecule: messenger RNA, 1197 nt
Organism: Sphaerodactylus townsendi
Lineage: Eukaryota; Metazoa; Chordata; Lepidosauria; Squamata; Sphaerodactylidae
Gene: DHX37
Product: DEAH-box helicase 37
Exons: 8
Coding region: 46-1197 (383 amino acids)
Source: RefSeq, a predicted model, not a curated record
CGUUUGCUCCGGCUCCACGUGGGUCGCCGCGUCCAGUUUGGCCCGAUGGGGAAAGCUCGCAAGAGGCGCAACUGGAAGGCGCGUUUGCCGGACGAGUCCGGGCCGCGGGAUGUCCCGAUCCAGGCGUCUGUGCAGCUGGAGCUGGGGGAUGAGGCCGCCUUGAAAGGGGUGGAUGGAAGCAACGCCCUGAUCCUUCCGCCGCGGAAAACCAAGGGGCCAAAAAGAGCACCCGAGAAGCGCCCGGAAAAGAAGCCCCUGAGCAAGAAGAGGAGGAAACUUCUGCAGAAAGUUGUGGAGCAGAAAGAAAAAAAGGCAAAGCGAGCCGACUUGUUGAAAAAGCUGAGUGAAGUCCAGGCCCCUGAAGCUGAAAUGAAGUUGUUGUACACCACGUCUAAGUUGGGGAUGGGGAAGCGCAUGUUCCAGCAGAAAAGGACUAUCCAAGAAGUGGGGGCCUCCAGUCUGGAAAGGAUUAGGAGCGUCGGUGGUGCCAAUAGGAAAAGAAACCGACUCGAACCAGAUGCCGAGUCUGAGGAGGAUGAAAGUUCAAGUGAGCAGGAAGGGGACCCGGAAGAGCAGAUGGGGGAAACAACCCCGGUGGACCCAGAUGUUGCUCCGGUGCCACUCCAGCAGCCGACAGAAGCCUUCACGGAUUCACCCAGCGUGCCAAAGCAAAUUGGCCCAACUUCCCAGCCCUCCUUGGAACCUGCGGUUUUCAUUCCCGUGGAUAGAUCUCCAGAGAUUCAGGCAGCAGGUAUCGACGCGACCAACUGCCUUAACAGCUGGUCAUUGGCUGCGUACCAGCUGGCUUCCCCUUCCUCGCCUGCCCUUCCGCUGGAGCUGGUGGGCGCUUUCCCCGGGCGGCCAACGCAGGGUCAGCAAGUGCUUCACAGGACUCUGUGUCAAGGAGCUUUUCACAAUGUGUGUGGAGUGGUCAUGGAAGCCCAGAAAGGAUUGAAAGACACAUCUGUACUGGAAAAACAUUCCAAAGUGGGUCUUGCUGCAUCUGUUGUCCCUUACCAAACCAGUCUUCCGAUCAAGGGUGUUUUCUGCAUCAGCGAGUUUGAGACCUUCUGCCUUUUGAGACCUUCUGUGGCAUCACAGCAAAGUGCAUCAGUUUCGGAAAAGUCCUUGAUGCUCAGCCACAAAAUAGGCAAGUACGUGCAGGCACAGGUGGCCAGCGACUCUGCUGAGAAGUAA